This is a messenger RNA of Etheostoma spectabile (orangethroat darter), 1989 nucleotides long. It is a transcript of the gene stk3, whose product is annotated as serine/threonine kinase 3 (STE20 homolog, yeast). Gene Ontology annotation, molecular function: ATP binding; protein serine/threonine kinase activity. The transcript is spliced from 11 exons. Gene Ontology annotation, cellular component: cytoplasm. The record is from RefSeq and is a predicted model, not a curated record. Gene Ontology annotation, biological process: protein phosphorylation; signal transduction; protein tetramerization. Lineage: Eukaryota; Metazoa; Chordata; Actinopteri; Perciformes; Percidae. Bases 157 to 1659 code for a protein of 500 amino acids.
CUAACCAUAGACUGUAUAGCUAACCAACAAUCAGCUAGUGGCCCUCCACUACUUUUUGACAACAAGGACUCUGUCGACAAUGUUCUCAUCUUGACUAUUGGCCCCAAAACUGACAAUACUUACUAUAAGACUUUGUAUUCUUUGAAGUAAUACGCCAUGGAGUCGUCUGCGCCCAAAAGCAAGCUGAAAAAGCUGAGCGAGGACAGUUUGACCAAACAACCAGAGGAAGUGUUUGAUGUUUUAGAGAAACUCGGUGAAGGUUCCUAUGGCAGCGUGUUCAAAGCCAUCCAUAAGGAGUCAGGCCAGGUGGUGGCCAUCAAGCAGGUUCCUGUGGAGUCUGAUCUGCAGGAGAUCAUCAAAGAGAUUUCCAUCAUGCAGCAGUGUGACAGCCCUUACGUAGUGAAAUACUAUGGCAGCUACUUCAAGAACACAGAUCUUUGGAUUGUGAUGGAGUACUGUGGUGCCGGCUCUGUCUCUGACAUCAUCAGACUGCGCAACAAGACGUUGACUGAGGAAGAGAUUGCCACUAUCCUGAAGUCGACACUGAAGGGUCUUGAAUACCUUCACUUCAUGAGGAAGAUCCAUCGGGAUAUUAAGGCAGGAAACAUCCUCCUCAACACUGAGGGACAUGCCAAACUGGCAGACUUUGGAGUUGCUGGACAACUAACGGACACAAUGGCAAAGAGAAACACUGUAAUUGGUACUCCAUUCUGGAUGGCCCCAGAGGUGAUUCAGGAGAUCGGCUACAACUGUGUGGCUGACAUCUGGUCCCUGGGCAUCACGUCCAUAGAGAUGGCAGAGGGCAAACCUCCCUAUGCUGACAUCCAUCCCAUGAGAGCAAUCUUCAUGAUCCCCACCAAUCCUCCUCCCACAUUCAGGAAGCCGGAGCUUUGGUCAGAUGACUUUACAGACUUUGUCAAGAAGUGUCUGGUCAAGAAUCCAGAGCAGAGAGCAACCGCCACGCAGCUCCUACAGCACCCAUUUAUCAGCCAGGCCAAGCCGGUCACAAUCCUUCGAGACUUGAUUACUGAAGCCAUGGAGAUGAAGGCCAAGAGGCAGCAGGAGCAGCAGAGAGAGCUGGAGGAGGAGGAUGACAACUCUGAGGAGGAGACAGAGGUGGACUCUCACACUAUGGUGAAGUCUGGCUCUGAGGGUGCAGGAACCAUGCGGGCCACCAGCACAAUGAGUGAUGGAGCACAGACCAUGAUUGAACACGGCAGCACCAUGCUAGAGUCUGACCUGGGCACAAUGGUCAUCAACAGUGAUGAUGAUGACGAGGAGGAGGAAGAUCAGGGAUCAAUGAGGAGGCACGCCACCCCCCAGCAGCCAAUACGUCCAUCCUUCAUGGACUAUUUUGACAAGCAGGACUCCAACAAGGCAGCCCAGCAACAGGAGAAUUACAACCAUAACCAGCCGCAGGAGCAGCCCGGCUACCACAUCCAGUCCAAGAAUGUCUUCCCUGACAACUGGAAGGUGCCUCAGGAUGGAGACUUCGACUUUCUGAAGAACCUGGACUUUGAGGAGCUGCAGCUGCGCCUGACUGCGUUGGAUCCCAUGAUGGAGCGGGAGAUUGAGGAGCUCAGGCAGCGCUACACUGCCAAGAGACAGCCCAUCCUGGAUGCCAUGGAUGCCAAGAAGAGACGACAACAGAACUUCUGAGUGUCCCUUCCUCUAGUCUCGGUUUACCAAAGUCACCAUCACCACAAAACUUAAGUCCCAUUGACUCAGAGGAACUAAGAUGACCUUAUUGUCUUUGUUGAAAACCCACUGACUCUGACUUCUGACUCCCAACUGCCUCUAAAUGAAGUUGGAUGCUUGUGCAUCCAUUUUGGCUCCUGGAAUCUACACUUAUCUGCCUUGUUUCUACACUAUGUCUAGAUGCUGUUACUCCAAAAUAUUUGUUUCUAUGGAUCCUAUAAAGUUGCCCUCCCGCGAAUAAUACUCAGGACUGCGGCCGAAGAGAAAACGCUUGAUGCAAGACUCUACUUC